AUGGAUCCUAUCAAAUACUUGCUUGAGAAGCCUAUAUUGUAUGGACGAACGUCAAAAUGGCAGAUGUUGGUCUCCGAGUUUGAUAUUACGUACAUCACGCAAAAAUCUGUUAAAGGAAGAGCAAUUUCCGAUCAUCUGGCAUCACAUCCUCUCCUCAACAAUACUGAGUUGAAGAUCGAUUUCCCAUACGAAUGGGUGAUGUGCGCUGAUAUAGCCGAAGAUAGGCCAUGGAAGAUGUACUUUGAUAGCGCCCACAACAAACAAGGAAGGGAUGUAGGGGCACUUCUAGAUUCACCAGAAGGUAUCCGUACACCUAUUGUUAUCAGGCUAUGUUUUACAUGCUCUAAUAAUGUUACAGAAUAUGAAGCCCGCAUAGCUGGAUUGGCAGCUGCUAUUGAAAUCAAUGUCAAAAGUAUCAUAGUGUACGGAGAUUCACUACUGAUCAUCAAUCAAAUCCAAAAUGAGUGGACAGUUAAUGAGCAGUUAUCCCAAUAUCAUACAUACCUUGAAGAGCUCACAAAACAAUUCGUUCAAAUCGAGUUCCACCGCAUCUACAUGUUUGAGGGAAAAAACUGA
Papaver somniferum (opium poppy) is the source of this 576-nucleotide messenger RNA. RefSeq lists its product as uncharacterized. Gene Ontology annotation, molecular function: nucleic acid binding; RNA-DNA hybrid ribonuclease activity. The transcript has a single exon. The coding region runs from base 1 to 576 and encodes 191 amino acids. The record is from RefSeq and is a predicted model, not a curated record. Lineage: Eukaryota; Viridiplantae; Streptophyta; Magnoliopsida; Ranunculales; Papaveraceae.